ACUCCCGGGGCCGCCUCCCACCCGCGAGCCACUCGGCGACGCGGAGCGGGCAGGCCCGGAGGACCCCGCGGGAAGGGUGAGGGGCGCGCGGUGGGGGCCGUCCCCGCCGAUUUCCGGGUGGCCGCAGCCAUGCCAGGACUGUGGAGAGCAAUUGCCCUGGAGACCCUUCUGGGCUACGUCUCUUGGUCUCUCUACCACGGACUGGGACCCAUGAUCUAUUACUUUCCCCUGCAAACGCUGGAACUCACCGGCCUGGAAUUGUUUGGCGUAGCCUUUCUCUCUCCAAUACUCUUAACAAUUCCUCCAUUCUGGAAACUCGUUCAGAGGAAAUGGACCCUUUCUCUGCUGCGGAUCAUCACUGUCGGCAGCGUAGCGUCCUUUGAGGCCCCGAAUGCCAAGCUCCGGCUGGUGGUCCUUGCCCUUGGUGUGUCUUCCUCACUGAUAGUGCAAGCCGUGACCUGGUGGUCAGGAAGUGGAUUGCAAAGGUACCUCAAACUCUGGGGGUUUAUUUUGGGACACAUUCUUCUCCUUGUCCUCCGCAUAUGGCACACCUCGUUAAACCCUAUUUGGAGUUCUCGGAUAUGCAACCGAGUGGUCUUGACACUGAGUGCCAUAGCUGUGUGCGACCGCGUUGGCGCAGACGGAGACUACAGCGCCCCUGAGGGGAAGAAGCCCAGCGAGGUGGCCAAGGGCACGGCCUCUCACUGUAGCUGGCUGUUGCCAGGAGCCGCCUUCGGGAGCCUCAUGUUCCUCACCCACUGGAUCUUUGGAGAGGUCUCGGUUGUUUCCAGAUGGGCAGUGAGUGGCCAUCCCCACCCAGGGCCGGAUCCGAUCCCUUUCGGAGGUGUGGUUCUGCUGGGCUUGGCAAGCGGACUGAUGCUUUCGGGCUCGUCAUGGCUCCAGGAGGCUGGGUUAGCCUGGUGGAUGACAGGAGCAGCUUCCGCCAUGGGGCUCCUUUACCUGCGCACGUGGGCAGCAGCUGUUUCUGGAUGUGUCCUGGCAGUCUUCACAGGGUCCGUGUGGCCUCAUGUACUUGGGCACCUCGUGAUCUCAGGGAAAAGCCCUGGGGAAGCCAUGGCCACGGGCACAGGCCUUUAUCUCUUGGAAGUAUUUUUCUGUGCCUGGUGCACAGCUUUUAAGUUUGUUCCCGGAGGUGUCUACGCUAGAGAAAGAUCGGAUGUGCUUUUGGGGACCAUAAUGGUAAUUAUUGGGUUGAGUAUGCUGUUUGGACCUAAGAAAAACCUUGACUUCAUUCUUCAAACAAAACACAGCCCUAAAGGGCUUUUGAGAAGGAGUGAGAAAUACAUGAAACUUAUUUUGUGGUUGCUUGUUGGUGUGGGGUUAUUGGGAUUAGGACUACGGCACAAAACCUAUGAGAGGAAAUUAGGCCAAGGGGUACCAACAAAAGUAGUGUCGGCUGCCAUCUGGCCUUUUAGAUUUGGAUAUGACAACGAGGGAUGGUCGAAUCUUGAGGGGUCUGCUCGGCUGCUCAAGGAGACGGGUGCAGAUUUUAUUACCAUCUUGGAAAGUGAUGCUUCUAAACCCUAUAUGGGGAACAAUGACUUAACUCUGUGGCUGGGGGAGAAGAUGGGUUUCUAUACAGAUUUUGGGCCAAGCACCAGGGAUCACACUUGGGGGAUUAUGGUGCUGUCGCGGUACCCGAUUGUGAGAUCGAAGCAUCACCUCCUUCCGUCGCCAGAGGGCGAGAUCGCACCAGCCAUAACCCUGACAGUUAACAUCUCCAGCAGACUGGUGGAUUUCGUGGUGACACAUUUUGGGAAUCACGAAGAUGACCUCGACAGGAAGCUACAGGCGAUUGCAGUUUCAAAACUGCUGAAAAACUGCUCAAACCAAGUGAUAUUUCUGGGCUAUAUCACUUCAGAGCCUGGUUCCAGAGAUUACGUACAACUCACGGAGCACGGAAACGUGAAGGAUAUUGACAGCUCAGAUCGAGACAGAUGGUGUGAGUACAUCAUGUAUCGGGGCCUGAUCAGGUUAGGUUACGCAAGAAUUUCUCAUGCUGACCUGAGUGACUCUGAGAUUCAGAUGGCCAAAUUCGGGAUCCCCGAUGAUCCUGCCAAUUACAGAGACAACCAGAAAGUGGUCAUAGACCACAAAGGGGUUCCCGAGAACAUUCACUUCAACCCCAGAUUUGGCUCUUACAAAGAAGGACACAAUCAUGAAAACAACCACCAUUUUCACAUGAAUACACCGAAAUACUUCAUCUGAACCCUUUCAUACAAAAAGUCGUCAUCAACCAGGGGAAAUGGGCAACAGCCCAAAGAAGAGUCGAAUGGAAAUGUCAGGAUACACAUGAAGAACCUAAAAAGUGUGACAUCAUGCUGUGGGAAUUCCGUCAACUCAUAAGCUAUGCUGCUUAAUAAAGGCAUCUCUCUGACUUAAUUGUUUCCAAAAAUAAAAAUAAAAAUAGAGUGUGUGAUAAUAUUAGAAAGUUAAGGUCAGGGCUGUAGUGGUAGCUCAGUGGUAGAGUGCUUGCCUGUUGUGCGUGGGGUCCUAGGUUCAAUUCCCAUCACUGCCAGAAAAUAAAAGGGGCAGAGCAAGGGAAAAAAAGAGAAACAGCUGGUUUGUGACUAUUUUAACAACUUGGGCUAGGGAGGAUGGCUCAGUGGGUAAAUCACCUGCUGUGCAUGAUGACCUGAGUGGGGAUUCCCUGCCCCUCUGUAAAAUACCAGCUGUGGCAGCACUCCUCCAUAACCCCAGUGCUGGGAAGUGACAGAGAGAGACAGGUCCCUGGGGAUUGCUCCCUGCUAAUCCAGCCAGUCAGUGAGUCCCAAGCUUGGUGACAGACCUCGCAAUAGAGAAAGAUACCUGAUGUCAACAUCUAGCUGGCCUCCACAGGUAUAGAACACACACACACACUGUACUGUAUAGAUAAAAUGAUUUUAUAUCUAUCAAUAAUCUUAGUGAAAAGACAAUAUUUCUGCAGUGUUUUCAGAUACACUCUCCAGCAUACUGUCAAAGAUGGCUGAGGAUAAACCAACAUCGACAGAAACAACACACAAGAAAAGCAGACCUAAAGAGGUUUCCAGUAUGGGAUUUACCAGGUCCAGACUAUAAAGCAACCACAAUCCCCAGGUUUAAGGACAAACCAAGCUUGGACAUUUUGGCAAGAAACUGAAAGUGUAAAGACUGACCUAACAUUGGAAAAGAGAGAAAAAGGAAUUCCAGAACCCUUUAAAGAAAUUACAACUGAAAUAAGAAAUUCACUGAAAUGAUUUGACAUCGGAAUAAGCAAAUAGUUGAGGGAAAUUUGUGAACCGGAAGAUAGGCCAGAAAAACAUAAAAACAAAACCCCACUGGGUCCAGAGGUGGAGAGACAGAAGGGCAAAACUCAGGCGCGCUGUUUAAUGUCUCCACAGACGAUACCCUGUGCUCUCUACAAGCUCUGCAUAUCAACCACUCGUUGGCGCCCUUGGAUAGCAGUGUGCCCUGUUCAAGUCGAGCACACAUCUCUAGCUACACAACGUCUGUGACACUAGUGUUACAAAAUCUUCUUCACUCGUGUGCAUUGUCCCAGCGGCUGCACCGAUGCUGGAUUCCAGGACAAAAUAAUGAUCCUGGCGGUUUGAGCGUCCAUGUGAAGGAGAGGUGGGGCCGCCCAAUUUCUUUGGCUGCAGCCCCUAUGUGGCACAGGUAUUGCGCUGCUGUGGAGACGGAGAGUCCAGCCUCCGGUAAGCUGGGGGGCUGCUACCCUGGGAACCGAUGGAGACUACCUUGGAGACAGUGGUACAGCGCUUGAGAUCAUCAGUAGGCCGCUACGAUCUGGGGGCUCGGCACACUGUCGGAGUCUACGGAGAUUAAAUAAUUUCUGUGGAAAUCUGGACGUCUGGCUAAUGAGAAUGCCAAAGCCGGUGUUCUGUGGUAGAGUCCAGGACCAUGCGUUGUUCUGGGAUGGAAUUCCUUCCCUUUGUAGAGAAGGGCAGCAUGCAGCUCAUUCCUGUUGGCUCUGCUUACGAGCAGAGCAAAACGCUAUAUAAAUAUUUCUCCAGUAUUUUUUUCCAUAAUAGAAACUUCCUAAUAAUAUCUCUGUAAACAGUUUCUAAUACUUUUGGCACGUGUCCAUUUUUUCUCUUCUUACAAAGUGCAGCUGGCUGACAAGAUGUCGCAGUUGGCUUUAUAUUUUUCUUAUAUUUAAGAUGAGCAUUACACUUGUUUCUCUUUUUUUCCUGUUCUCAUUUAUUUUUUGAUGUGCUCCUUUUAAAACUUCUAUUUUUUACUCCUUUUUUUUCUAUUGAAAUAGAACACUAGUAUAUCUUUAUGGAGUGGGUUCUCAUAGUUUGAUACAGGACUGCAAUGCAUGACAAACAAGCCAGGGGGAAAAGCACUUCUGUUACCUUGGAUGUCAAUUAUUUUUAUGUGCCAGGAAUUUUUUUUAUAGGGCAGUCAUUUGGAAGUGAUUGUAGAUUGCUUUAACCAAGAGCUACAGGGUUGUGCUAGAGAAACCCAGGCCUGCGCUUCAGUGUAUUUGGCUACUUUCUGCCUCCCUCACACUUCCUAACCUCUAAUGACCACUGCUCCACUCCAUCCUUCUGUAUGACUGAAGUUAUGGUUUUUAUUAAAUUAUUAUUUGACCGUUCAUACAUGUACAUAAUGCAGUCUGGUUAUUCUCUUUCUCCAACUCUCUCCCCACUUUUACCCAUGCCCCCGCACUGUCCCUUUUUCAGAUUCAUGGCUAUUGGUUCUU
Molecule: messenger RNA, 4705 nt
Organism: Meriones unguiculatus (Mongolian gerbil)
Lineage: Eukaryota; Metazoa; Chordata; Mammalia; Rodentia; Muridae
Gene: Cwh43
Product: cell wall biogenesis 43 C-terminal homolog
Exons: 16
Coding region: 130-2229 (699 amino acids)
Biological process (GO): GPI anchor biosynthetic process
Cellular component (GO): endoplasmic reticulum
Source: RefSeq, a predicted model, not a curated record